Prionailurus viverrinus (fishing cat) is the source of this 1182-nucleotide messenger RNA. RefSeq names its product nudix hydrolase 5 (gene NUDT5). Gene Ontology annotation, biological process: ribose phosphate metabolic process; nucleoside phosphate metabolic process. Gene Ontology annotation, molecular function: ADP-ribose diphosphatase activity. The transcript is spliced from 12 exons. Gene Ontology annotation, cellular component: nucleus. The record is from RefSeq and is a predicted model, not a curated record. Lineage: Eukaryota; Metazoa; Chordata; Mammalia; Carnivora; Felidae. The coding region runs from base 389 to 1048 and encodes 219 amino acids.
GGGCCGAGUGCACAUCCUCAUCACCGCGAGGUGAGGCUUUUCCUCCAGCAGUAGCACCGGUGUCUUCUGAGACUGCUGCCUCGGCUUCGUGCUUUCUUCUUUCGUCCCCCUCCCCAAAGGAGUACCCUCCCCUUCACCCCACACCUUGGAGAAGUCUUCAUUAUCAAGAUAAUCGUUGUCAGCAAAGGAAAAUUCAUAUGAAGUGGAUCCUUUUGAUGUGGAUGCCGAAAUUUUACCAGUUUUUUGUGUCCUGGGAAAAUCAUACAGCUAACACAUCACAGACCUUCAGUGUUUCAGACCAAACUAAGCGAAAAUGCGUUAUGUGAAUUAAAACAACUCAACACGUGAACUUCUUGCCUGAGCAUUGUAAAGACUGACUGGUUUGAAAAUGGAAAACCAAGAACCAGCGGAUCCUUCUCAAAAUACCAAACAGUCUAUUAUUUCAGAGGAGUUAAUUUCAGAAGGAAAAUGGGUCAAGCUUGAAAAAACAACGUACAUGGAUCCUACUGGUAAAAUAAGAACGUGGGAAACGGUGAAACGUACGACCAGGAAGGGGCAGUCGGCCGAUGGUGUGGCGGUCAUCCCAGUGCUGCAGCGGACACUUCAUUACGAGUGCAUCGUUCUGGUGAAGCAGUUCCGACCGCCCAUGGGAGGCUACUGCCUAGAAUUCCCUGCAGGUCUCAUCGAUGAUAAUGAAAGCCCGGAAGCAGCAGCUCUUCGGGAACUUGAGGAGGAAACUGGCUACAAAGGUGAUGUGGCAGAGUGCUCUCCAGCUGUAUGUAUGGAUCCGGGCUUGACAAACUGUACCACACACAUCGUGACGGUAACUAUCAACGGAGAUGAUGCUGAAAACGUGAGGCCUAAGCCAAAGCCAGGAGAUGGAGAAUUUGUUGAAGUAAUUUCCUUACCAAAGAAUGACCUGCUGAAGAGACUUGAUGCUCUGGUAGCUGAAGAACAUGUGACAGUGGACGCCAGGGUCUAUUCCUAUGCUCUGGCACUGAAACAUGCAAACACGAAGCCGUUUGAAGUGCCUUUCCUGAAGUUUUAAGGCCAAAGGACAGUAGCCAUGUUUUUACAAACAAGACCACCCACCAGGCCUCCUUCACUAAGACUUUGUUAUUCAGCUUAGCUUAAUGUAGAUUUGAAAUUAGUUUUUUCAUUAAAUAAAAGCAACACAGAAUA